Molecule: messenger RNA, 2378 nt
Organism: Dunckerocampus dactyliophorus (ringed pipefish)
Lineage: Eukaryota; Metazoa; Chordata; Actinopteri; Syngnathiformes; Syngnathidae
Gene: slc39a13
Product: solute carrier family 39 member 13
Exons: 10
Coding region: 262-1347 (361 amino acids)
Biological process (GO): intracellular zinc ion homeostasis; zinc ion transmembrane transport
Cellular component (GO): membrane
Molecular function (GO): zinc ion transmembrane transporter activity
Source: RefSeq, a predicted model, not a curated record
UCCCGAACUUCCUUCUUGUUUACCAGUCUUUUCCUCUCAGGAUCCUCAUACGUGGCUUCUGGAGUAGGAGGAGUAGGAGGAGGUGGGAAAAGGCAGCUGCAGCCGGCCCAUUUCUGCCUUCUGCUGCCGAGGGAAUCUUGACAGUUUGCGGAGCAAAGCAGCCUCCAACAAGUCGGGUUGGAUGGCAGGGACACUCCGGUGUAAACCUCGUUUAAACCACAAGGAUUACCAGUUACAAGUGCUCUUUGGCCCGUGGGACGGAUGAAAGCUGAAGGCUGUCACAAGCCCAACUGGGCUCUAGCUGCUCUGUUUAUCAUAGUCACCAUAUUAAUGGUGACCUCCAAGGGGGCAUCAGGCCAGAAGAUGACACAAACAGCGAUGGCUCAUGCUACAGCCACAGCCGCAGGACCAGGCCCUAACCUUACAGAUGAUCUCCAAGGCCUCCAGGCGCUAGCAGACUUCCUAGCUAGUGAGCGCACUCAUGUUUGGCUGUUGUCCCUAGCAGGAUCAGUUGUUGUCGGCCUCACUGGGAUUUUUCCCCUGCUCAUCAUUCCCAUUGAAGCUGGAGCAGCCCUCAAAACCGAAGCGGGAUGCCAGAAGCUAAAGCAGCUUUUGAGCUUUGCAAUUGGUGGUCUUCUUGGUGAUGUGUUCCUUCACCUCCUCCCUGAAGCAUGGGCGCUCUCUGGUUCCUCAGCCAGUAAAGGAAAGCAUUACAUGACACAAGGCCUGUGGGUAAUCAUUGGGCUGCUGGCCUUCCUUCUCCUAGAGAAGAUGUUCCCAGACCAAGACGGCCACAAGGACACACCUUCUCAUUCAGACCUGAAUUUUAACUCCACUACACAUUCAAAAUCAGUUUACAAUGGAAAGCUUCCGAGUCUGCAGGGAACAUCAGAAAAAGUCAAGACAAGCGGCUACCUAAACCUACUGGCCAACUGCAUUGACAACUUCACCCAUGGGCUAGCUGUUGCAGGGAGCUUCCUUGUCAGCAAAAAGGUUGGGUUCCUCACCACCUUUGCCAUCUUGCUUCAUGAAAUUCCACAUGAGGUGGGGGACUUUGCCAUUUUGCUACGAGCUGGAUUCGACCGCUGGAGUGCCGCUCGUCUGCAGCUGUCGACCGCACUAGUUGGUGUCCUGGGCGCUUGCUUUGCAUUGUGUGCCCAAUUACCAGAAGGCACAGAAAAUGCAACUGCUUGGAUACUACCUUUCACAUCUGGAGGAUUCCUCUAUAUUGCCUUGGUGAAUGUGGUUCCUGACUUGCUAGAGGAGUCUAGUUUCAGACACUCCCUUCUCCAGAUCCUGCUCAUUUUCUGUGGCGUGGCAGUCAUGGGUCUCCUGUCAGCUGUUUGAACUUUGGAGGACACUCCUCUUUCAGUAGUAAGAACAGUGUGGAAGUCAUCGCUAUUGCUUGAUGCCACUCAUACGUGACAGCUUACAAUCCAUCUUCACUGACAGUCACUAUGCUAUGGAAGCCUGUUUCUGCCACAGAAAGAAAAACAAUAUCCCAAUGGUAAUUCAUAAUGAUGAGAUAAAAAGUCAAAAUUAUGAGAUCCAAAGUUGAAAUUAUGAGGGGAAAAAAAGUUAUAACUAUGCGAUAGUUCAGUCAGAAUUAUUAACUUAAAAGUCGAAAUUAUGAAAUAAAAACUCAUAACUUGAAAUUGUUGAAAGAGUUGAAAUUAUGAGAUAGUCAUAACAGAUAAAUAUGAGGUAAGAAGUUGAAAUUACGAAUUAACGAGUCAUAAUUAUGUGAUAGGAGAGUCAUAAGUAAGCGAUAAAAACUCAAUGAGAGAAAAAGUGAUAAUUAUGUGAUUUAAAAACUUGAAAUUAUGAGAUAAAAAGUUGAAAAUAUAAGUUACAAACUGCGCAUGUUCCUCCUUCGCUGGAGUCUGGAUGGCACUCGGCACAUACAGUUUCUAUGUCAUAAUUUGGACUUUUUAUCUUCUAAUUAUGACUUUUUAUGUCAUAAUUUGGACUUUUUAUCUCAUAAUCAUGACAUACCAUUGGGAUUUUUUUUUUUUCUUUCAGUGGCGGAAACAGGCUUCCAUAUUAUUAUGCUAUACCUACACAAACACAACUAAAAUAAUGGCACUUUAUGAAUCGGUGACUCGGAAGAUGACCUCAAUAUGCUGACAGGAUGUUUUUUAUUGGACUGUGGACAAUGUGCCAGGCCUAAUUAUAAAAGGAAAUAAGAUAUUUUUAAAAUGGAUUACUGUUACCGUGUUGUCUUAUAAUGUACAUCUGACAAUCUUGUUUUGCACAUACAGUUAUGGAAGUACAUGCCCCACAUCCAGUAGGGUUGCCCCUGUUUAAAAUGUAUCCAACGUAAAAAUUGGAUGCAAUUGUAGCGGCUGCAUAUUUAUUAAAGAGGAGACCAGCAGCAA